AUGUCUCGGCCAGUUGCCCUCGUCCUCGGUGCAGGUCCCAGAGUCGGCGCAUCUGUUGCUGCCACAUUCGCAACCAAGGGAUACCAAGUCGCCAUCGCAUCCAGAAGCGGCACCGGCAAUAAGACUGCCGAAGGCUAUCUCUCUGUCAAAGCAGACUUUGCCAGCCCCUCCUCAAUCCCUGGAGUCUUUAGCGCAGUCAAAGCCGCAUUCCAAGCUGCACCCAGCGUUGUCGUCUACAACGCAGCGAGUCUUACUCCUCCUCCAGAUGCAAAUUCAGUCCUGUCAGUCCCAGUAGACAGUUUCACAACUGAUCUCAACAUCAACACUGUGACUCCCUACGUCGCAGCCCAAGAGGCCGUCAAGGAGUGGGAGAGUUUACCCGCCGAUGCAAAGAAAUCCUUCAUCUACACGGGCAAUAUCCUGAACGUGAAAAUCCCGCCUGUUCCUGUUUUCCUGAAUCUCGGUGUGGGGAAAUCUGCUUCUGCGUACUGGAUCGGCUCUGCUGAUACUUUGUAUUCGGAGCGUGGAUAUCGGUUCUUUUUCGCCGAUGAGCGCUCUGAGGAUGGAAGCUCGAGGGGCAAUGCUAUUGAUGGGCCUGCGCACGCCGAGUUCUUUGCCCAGCUGGCUGACCACGCGGGCAAUGUUCCAUGGCAUGCGACGUUUGUCAAAGGGAAGGGAUAUGUUAAGUUUGAGUAA
Molecule: messenger RNA, 696 nt
Organism: Aspergillus puulaauensis
Lineage: Eukaryota; Fungi; Ascomycota; Eurotiomycetes; Eurotiales; Aspergillaceae
Exons: 2
Coding region: 1-696 (231 amino acids)
Source: RefSeq, a predicted model, not a curated record